UGGCCAAGCGCAAUGAACGAACAUGUGUAACAAUUGCAGAUCGAAACGGCGAUAUGGGGACAUAAAGAAGCAUCGUGGGCCUAACUGAAAUAUGUGUGUUUAUUUAUGCAUCACAAAGCUACAAACCUCUCCCCACUCUUGCAACACUCACCCCACAACGACAGAAAAGAACUAUGACCUGUUACAUUGCGGAAGUUGACGUCAAACUACCGGCAACUCGCUGCAUAGACAUGGCUGACACUAACACAUGCUAGAUCGGAGAGCUGUGUCAGUGUUUUCUUGUCAGUGUGUUUGCGACCAUGCCUUCAAAUCUGCCUUCUGCGACACUAACGGAGUUAGUACGGAUAAAAUGAUGAAACAACUAACUGCCAAAUAGUUGAGUUACUUGCUAUUUUGUGGUUAUAACGACAGCUUUUGUAUGAAGUCAACUUGUUCAGUUUAUGAACACAAUAAUUUAAGGAUAUGGACAUGGAGGAGGAAACUGUGAACUGUACAUUUGUAGGCGAGGAGGGUAUAAUGUGUAAUGGCACCCUCUAUGUGCUGCCCGAGGAGAAACUGAACUAUCAUAAUGAGUGGUUCUGGAUAUAUCUGGGGAUAUAUGUUGCCCUGGUCUUGUUGGCAGGGCUAGUUUCUGGGCUUACAAUGGGCCUUCUUUCUCUGGAUAUGAUGACUCUGAAAAUCCUAAAGGAGGGAGGGUCACCUAAAGAGAAGAAGUAUGCCGCAAGGAUCCUACCAGUUGUGCAAAGACACCAUCUGCUGCUAGUCACUUUACUAUUGGCCAAUGCUGCUGCUGUUGAAGCCAUGCCCAUAUUCCUGGAUCGUAUCUCUGACCCCAUAACUGCCAUCUGUGUUUCUGUCAGUGCCGUUCUGCUCUUUGGAGAGGUGUUUCCCCAGGCUUUGUGCACACGAUUUGGAUUGGCUAUUGGAGCGACCCUUGCACCGUUUGUGUAUUUAUUGAUGGGCCUUCUAUUUGUGGUGGCCUGGCCUCUGUCCAAGCUGCUGGAUUGUCUGUUGGGGAAGGAACAUGACACAUUUUACCGCCGCGCCCAGCUUAAGGUGUUGGUGGACUUGCACGGCCCGGUGGAGAGUGCUAUCGUCAGUGACGAUGCAACACAGAGCGACCCAGAUCACCUCACAGUAGAUGAGGUUCUUAUCAUUAAGGGUGCUCUGGACAUGAAGGACAAAGUCGUUGAGGAUGCCAUGUUGCCUAUAAAAGAUGUUUACAUGCUGGAGUUGGACAGUAAAUUGGAUCAGGAGACCAUGGAUUCAGUGCUGGCAGCUGCUCACUCUCGCAUCCCUGUCUACUGUGAGUCACGACACAAUGUGAUUGGUCUGAUUCUUGUGAAGAUGCUUAUAAAGCUGAGCCCCAAGGAUGCCACACCCAUAUCCCAGCUUAUCCGUGACCCUAACUGCUUCCGUAAAGUGCCUUCAGUACCCCAUGACAUGGCUCUUUUUGAUUUGCUCAACUUGUUCCAGACUGGUAAAAGUCAUCUGUGUUUGGUGACUCGAAGCACAUCACCAGAGGAGGUGGAUGGUUUAAAUGUGAACUCAGACAGCCAGGAUAUUGACACUGACACUCAGGAAGUGGUUGGCAUAAUUACGUUGGAAGACGUGAUUGAAGAGCUCAUCCAGGAGGAGAUAAUCGAUGAGACAGAUGUGUUUGUGGAUGUACAGAAGAGAAUACGUGUAGCCAGGGCAAGAGCUGCCCGCCGAGUGAGCUGCCCACCUGAACUCGGCGAGUCAAGCCGGUAUCCCAGGCAAGAUUCUUACCAAAUAAACAAAGGAGAGACAGGUGCCCGCGCUCGCCGGAAGUCAGACGAACCAUUGCUUGACAUCACCACUGAUGCAUCGGCUCCGCUGCUGUCAAAUGAAGUGGUCGCGUAGUUGUAAUUACAUCAUGUAGUGUUGUUCGCUCAACACUGGUACAUCAUUAUUUUCAUAAACCUUGAAGGGAAACGUUUUCGUAAUUUAUUCCCUUCAGUCGGAAUUCAUAAUGUAUGAAAAUAUCUCUGAUGUGCACAGUCCAAGAUGUUUCAUUUUCAUAUACAGUUAUUUUACAUAACUGCACAUAAUAGGACUAAAAUCGCUGUAAGUAUGAUAACAUUGCGACCAUGAUGUAGUUCGGGUGACUCCCCGAUGACAUUAGUGGACUAAUAUAGAAACAUUGGGUCGUAUAGGAACUAAUAAAUUAUAUCAACCAGCCUACUUUAAAGUGAGACUCCAUGCACGAUAAUGACAUUGAAUAUGACAUUGAAAAUGACAUUGAGAAUAUGUGAUAUCAGUGGAUAUACAUGUAUACAGACUCUAGCAUCUUUGCCAAUUCGUGACCAGUUCAAAUACAUGUAGCCUGUUUCGAUCAAUGAAAUAAUAGAUCAAAAGGAACUGUUCAAACGGUGUAUGUUGAACAGAAUAUCUACCUCCACGUUGAAACCAACCGGAGUGUCUGUCAAAAGUGUGCAAGGCGGACUUAAUUUCAUCGCACAACAUCGAAUGAGGGCAACAUUUGACUGAAGAUAUGCAUUGAGAGAUGCCACUGGAUGGCCUGGGUUAGACUAACCCGUAACUUGGUAAAAAUAUUGCUAAAUGGAAAACUCUGCAUGGGUCAUUUGAGUGGUUUGUUAUUAGACUUAUUUAUGUACAUUUAUUGUGAAUUAUGUUAAUGUACUCUCAAAUUCCAAAUAAAGAAAAUGCGUAAUCCAUGAAUAUUUUAUUAUGAUCAUGGUAAAAAUGAAAUAUGUAUAUGUAUUUUUAACAUUACAUCUUCAGUGUAUGUUGUGACUCAAACUGUUUUUACUGAUGUCAACGGUAACAAUAUCACUGACAAUAUCGACCUUUAAUGGUCAGUUCUGAGUAAAUGCAUGGGAUACAGAAUGUUCGCUUAACAGAUGUAUAUAUCGAACAUUUUUUGUGCUCAGUGAUGGAUUUUUACACAAAAUACAGUAAACAUAUGUGAUGAAAUACCCCUUGGGGAUCGACGAAUCAUCAUGCUAUAUAAAUAUAUAUUUUUUGUUAAUUGA
Molecule: messenger RNA, 3017 nt
Organism: Liolophura sinensis
Lineage: Eukaryota; Metazoa; Mollusca; Polyplacophora; Chitonida; Chitonidae
Exons: 10
Coding region: 463-1884 (473 amino acids)
Biological process (GO): magnesium ion homeostasis; intracellular manganese ion homeostasis
Cellular component (GO): cytoplasm
Source: RefSeq, a predicted model, not a curated record